CAACAACUUCACCUCCGCUCCACCCCCCUUCUCUCUUCUCGCCGCCCGAUCGCAGAGAUGGCGCUCAACAAGAAGGACGAGGACGAUGCCGGCAUUGUCAAAGUCGACCGCACUUCUGUCUUCCAAGAAGCCCGAGUCUUCAACACAUCUCCGAUCUCCCCGCGAAAAUGUCGAAUCCUCCUUACCAAACUCGCCCUUCUCCUCUUCACCGGCGAAAAGUUCCCCACCAACGAGGCCACCUCUCUCUUCUUUGGCAUAUCCAAGCUGUUCCAGAACAAAGAUGCCUCGCUACGUCAGAUGGUCUACCUGGUCAUCAAGGAGCUUGCGAACACGGCCGAGGAUGUCAUCAUGGUCACAAGCUCCAUUAUGAAGGACACAGCGGUCGGCAGCGACGUAGUCUACAGGGCCAAUGCUAUUCGCGCGCUGUGCAGAAUUAUCGAUGCUUCUACAGUGCAAGCGAUUGAGAGGAACAUCAAGACUGCCAUCGUAGACAAGACGCCUUCGGUCUCCUCCGCAGCUCUGGUCUCCAGUUACCAUUUGCUGCCUAUUGCGCGAGACAUUGUGAGGAGGUGGCAGAGCGAGACUCAAGAGGCUGCCUCGUCAAACAAAUCGAGUGGAGGGUUCAUGGGUUUUGGAGGCUCUUCACAACAUCUCCCGGCCAACACGAAUUAUAUGACACAAUACCACGCUAUUGGUCUGUUGUACCAGAUGAGGAGCCACGAUCGCAUGGCUUUGGUCAAGAUGGUGCAGCAAUACUCCGCUGCUGGAGUCGUAAAGAGCCCGGCGGCGAGGGUGAUGCUUGUGCGAUUGGCUGCCAAAUUGGCUGAGGAUGACCCAAGCCUGAGGAGACCAAUGAUGAAGCUUUUGGAUGAAUGGCUGCGGGACAAGAGCGAGAUGGUUAACUUUGAAGCUGCCAAAGCAAUUGGGGAGAUGCCAGACUUGACGGAUGCCGAGACAGGUCAGGCGAUCCAUGUGCUGCAGCUGUUCUUGACCAGCCCACGCGCUGUCACCAAAUUCGCGGCGAUUCGGAUUCUCCACCAAUUCGCCUCGUUCAAGCCGGAUGCUGUGCGACAAUGCAAUCCAGACAUUGAGAGCCUUAUUUCGAACUCGAACCGAUCCAUUGCUACAUUCGCUAUCACGACGCUCCUCAAGACUGGUAACGAGUCCUCGGUCGAUCGUCUCAUGACACAGAUCAGCACAUUCAUGUCAGAGAUUACGGAUGAGUUCAAGGUCACCAUUGUCGAAGCCAUCCGGACCCUAUGCUUGAAAUUCCCCUCCAAACAAGCGCGUAUGCUCACUUUCCUCUCCGGUAUCCUUCGCGACGAAGGUGGCUACGAGUUCAAGCGAAGUGUAGUGGAGAGCAUGUUCGACCUGAUCAAAUUCGUGCCAGAAGCUCGGGAUGAGGCUCUUGCACAUCUCUGCGAGUUCAUCGAGGACUGCGAAUUUACCAAACUGGCUGUCCGUAUCCUACAUGUCCUCGGUAUGGAAGGGCCAAAGACUGCACAGCCUACGAAGUACAUUCGCUACAUCUACAACCGAGUGGUCCUCGAAAACGCGAUCGUACGAGCAGCCGCCGUCACAGCACUUGCGAAAUUCGGCGUCGGGCAGAAGGAUCCAGAAGUAAAGAAGAGUGUCGGCGUCCUGCUCAAGCGAUGUCUGGAUGAUACUGAUGAUGAAGUUCGCGAUCGUGCUGCAUUGAACUUGCGCUUGAUGAAGGAUGAGGAUGACGAUUUCUCAGGACGCUUUGUCAGAAAUGACUCGAUGUUCUCCCUUCCGGUUUUGGAGGAUCAGUUGGCACACUAUGUGAAUGGCGGCUCAGCUGAGGCCUUUGCCAACCCAUUCGACUUCUCUAACGUUCCAGUUGUCACUCGAGAGCAGUCUCUCGCCGAAGAUCGGACGAAGAAGCUCACUACGGCCACUCCUACGCUCAAAGCCCCAACUAUCGGACCCAAGAAAACAGACACGUCUGCCGCGGAGGCUGCGGCUCAAGCGACCGUGGCUACGCAGAAAUACGCUUCGCAGCUUGGAGCUAUUCCCGAAUUCUCAUCAUAUGGCGGCGUCCUCAAAUCAUCACCUGUCGUUGAGCUUACCGAAUCUGAAACGGAAUACGUCGUGUCUGCGGUCAAGCACUUGUUCAAGGAGCAUGUCGUCAUCCAAUUCGACAUCAAGAACACUCUGGCCGAUUAUGUCCUUUCCGAUGUGUCCGUCAUCUGCACACCUUCAUCCCCUGAUGAGGAAGAAGAGACGCCUCUCGUGGAUGAUGGCUUCGUCAUUCCUGUGGAGCUGCUGAAAUCUGAGGAGCCUGGCACUGUAUACGUUUCAUUCUCGCGGCCCGAAGGACAAUUCGUUGCCGCAUCAUUCACCAACGUCCUGAAAUUCACCCUCAAGGAGAUUGAUCCGGCGACCGGUGAGCCAGAAGAAGGUGGCUACGAAGAUGAGUACCAGACCAACGACCUCGAGCUGGACGGAUCGGAUUACGUGGUGCCUGCCUUUGCUGGAUCAUUCGACAACAUUUGGCAAGGUCUGCCAGAUGCAGAGGAGGCGAGCGAGACUCUGCAACUCAGUCAUGCGAAGAGCAUAUCCGAAGCGGUGGAGCUCCUUGUUAAAGCCCUAGGCAUGCAACCACUCGAGGGCUCCGAGGUUGCGUUAUCGACAAGCACACACACAUUGAGAUUAUACGGCAAAUCAGUCACAGGUGGAAAGGUCGCUAGUCAGAUCAGAAUGGCGUUCUCGGCGAAGAGCGGCGUUACGGUGAAGAUCACAGCGAGGUCCGAGGAAGAGGGCCUUGCUGCGUUGGUUGUCGGAGGUGUAGCGUGAGUGUUAUCUAUGGCCCGAUGAGUCGGGCUGGCAUAAAUGAGGGAGAGCGUGCCGGACAGCUUGGUGUACACAGGCGUCGAGGCGCAUCAUUGAUAAGGAGGAUUGAGAUGAAUUAGCGUGGAGACUGCAGGGCUUUUCUGGGUUUGCUGCUUUUCCAGAGACAGGCAAGAGAAAAGCAGAGUGCGAGAAGCGCGUUAGAUUUUGUUGAACAUGCUUACCAUUUCAAUUAUUGCUGAGUGCUGAGUGGUCGUGAUGCGAAGUUGAUGACGGCACAUAAGCCACUGGCCGUCUGUUCGUCUCAGGAUAUCUCAACCUCUUGCAAUUUACAACUCAUCGUCCCAUCAUGGCCAACCUUGCAGGGUGUAUGUCGCCGUCAGCUACGCCAGCAGCAGCAGUAGCAUCACCGCUGGACUCCACCUUCUUUUCCUUUCGCUCCUUCCCUCCCCGGUCUUUCCCACCCUCCUGUCUCUCCUUCUUCGCCUUCUCCUUCUUCUCCAACUCCGCCCUCCGCUCUCUUUGCUCAUUUAACCUAACAUUCUUCUCUCGAAUCCUCUCUUUCCUCUCCCCACUUUUCCCUCCACCCCCACCAGCCGUCAAUUCCACAUUAAUCCUCCUCGCCGUAUCCUUCUUCCCUUUACCCUUUCCAGCCCCACCAUUUCUCCGAUCAGGAUGCAUCCCACUCUCAUCUUCUUUCCCCGGCGCAGUAGGGUCAGGCACCACUUCCCCGCGAUCUAUCGCUUCCGGGUCAAAGAGACUGUGAUGGAAGACUUUGAGACAUGUUUUCAUUCGAUCAUAAUUUUCGAAUUCUAGGAAUGCAAAGCCUUUGGAUUUUUUCGUUUUGGGAUCGGUGCGGUGGCGGAGGGUGAAGGGUUGGAGUUUGGCGAAGUGCUUUUCGAGACUGGAGUCGGUGGUUUUGUAGGGGAGAUUGCCGACGAAGACAAUGAAGCGGGACUUUUUGGGAGGUGCUGCGGUGCCAUCGGAUGUAGUGGCUGGUGUGGACUUCUUCGUCUUUUGCCGUUUCUUUUUGGGAGGUUGUGUGGAUGAUGCUGUUGCAGGUUCGGCGGUGUCGUUCGCAGACGCGGAUGCUAGCGUGGGGUCCGCGGUCGUGUCAGAGAAGAGCUCGCCGGCUUUGCGCUUUUUCGAAGGUUUCGACUCGGUGGGCUCUACGGCUUGCUCAGGCGCAUCAUUGUUCGUGUCGUCGUCUUGCUGAGGAAGCGCAUCGGGUUCAGCGACUUCCCUGUGCUUUCGCUUCUUGCCCUUUUGCUGCGCUCGCUCGGCAUCGCGGAGGGCCUUCUUGUCUUUUCGCGACAGUGCACUCUCUUCCUGAGACAUUGCGGGCAGAUAUGUUGGACUCGAUUUCAAUAUCGAGGAUCUUUCUCCAGCAG
Molecule: messenger RNA, 4202 nt
Organism: Cercospora beticola
Lineage: Eukaryota; Fungi; Ascomycota; Dothideomycetes; Mycosphaerellales; Mycosphaerellaceae
Gene: SEC21
Product: coatomer subunit gamma
Biological process (GO): intracellular protein transport; intra-Golgi vesicle-mediated transport; endoplasmic reticulum to Golgi vesicle-mediated transport
Cellular component (GO): endoplasmic reticulum; COPI vesicle coat; endoplasmic reticulum-Golgi intermediate compartment
Molecular function (GO): structural molecule activity
Source: RefSeq, a predicted model, not a curated record